AUGGUCGGCGUAAUAAGCGCCGUUGUAUCAUGCAACUCAUCAGUCCGUUUAUCCGAGAAGUCAGCAAAUGAAGGCUUAGGUUUUCACGCCUCCGAGACACAACUCGACGAAGUUUUCGAUAAAACUAGCUCUUUUACUAGCUCUUUAGACAGAAUACAAUUAGACAUACAGGACCUACGUAAUCCGUGGGUGCUACGUCUUCCGUAUCCUUCUCGUACCAACAGUAACCGUGUAAUCAUAUUAGAAGCAUCGCAUGCCGAUCUCCGUAUUACAAGAGCAGCGCCUUACGGAGUUAAUUCUGUUCUUGGUGAAGGGAGCUUAAUUGAUGACGAGUCAUUCGAGAUUUUACUAAAAUUGAUUGAGAAAGAGCUUCAAUUGGAUUGUAAGGAAUUUAAGAGAUCCAAAGGUUUAAAUCGAAAAGAAGGGAAAACUAAGCGAACGCGAAAGAGACUAGCUCUUUUAACAUACAGGACCUACGUAAUCCGUGGGUGCUACGUCUUCCGUAUCCUUCUCGUACCAACACUUUUAGCUGCUGAGGUUCAUAGUCUCUAUAAAGCAAAUGAAGCAUUUAGUAAACGUUGGAGAGCUAGAAAAGCUUUAAUACGAAAAGGAGGAGUACUUUCAAUAGAAGAUAAGUAUGAUAUAUUAGAACAAGAGAAUGUAGAAGAUCAGAUACGAUGCGAUGAAUUUACAAAUGAUGAUUCUUCAGCAAGGAGGCAAGCUACUAUACGACGAUGUAGCAAAUGUGGUAGUGCUUCAUAUAAUGCACGAAUUUGUCAAUUAGAUCCAGCAUUAGUUGAUCUUUGA
This is a messenger RNA of Sclerotinia sclerotiorum 1980 UF-70, 807 nucleotides long. RefSeq lists its product as hypothetical. The transcript has 7 exons. Lineage: Eukaryota; Fungi; Ascomycota; Leotiomycetes; Helotiales; Sclerotiniaceae. The record is from RefSeq and is a predicted model, not a curated record. The coding region runs from base 1 to 807 and encodes 268 amino acids.